CUGUGACUCACAGGUGCACACUCUUCUCUGGUGCUCUGCAAAGCAUUCUCGGAAUUGCCAAUUAGAAUAACAAAACUCAAUCACAGAGUAAGGGACAGAAGGGGUGGUGAUGCUCACACCCAGCAGCAGGAGGCUGGGGAGAGGCAGGAAAAUAAGUUCCUGGUCUGUAGCUUUGCUUUAUGGUGGUGCAGCUGUAUGUCCUGCUGGGCACAAGAGGAAGAGGAGCACGCAGGAAAGCAGGUUCAAACCCCACCCAUAGCACCAACCGUCCCCAGAGCACCAUCAGGACUCCUGGCACACACAUAAAGGCAGACGGGCCAGGACAUCCCUGGCAGUGUGCUGCGCAUCUCUGGGUGUUGGACUUCUUGUGGCAGAGGCAUCAGGAGCCACCAUGUCAGGCAGAGGCUUCCAGGGGCUGAAGGAGCAGGCAGAAGGAGCCGCAAAAGAUGCUGCGAGUGCGUUGGGACAGGCCACUCAGGAUGCAGUCAGCCAGAUUACAGAUGCCGGCCAGAAAGCUGUGGAUAAAGCUUGUAAGACAGCACAGGAUGGUGUAGAAAAAGCAGCUGGGCAAGCUGCAGAAGCAGUGUCUGGCUUUGGAAAAAGAUGUGGAUUUAAGAAAUGAUGUUGAUGUAAGCAAACGGUACUGCAUGUCAAAUCCAUCUUCGCAAUUCCCAACUCCUCUGUGUAGAAAGCGAAAGCUGUCUGAGAUCUGGAUAACUACUCUCUCCCCACAUACAAAAUCAUAAGGCAGAAUGCUCUCCUCACCCUUUCCACAGGAAAAACGCAUCUCAGUGUAUCUUGUAACAUCUGCUCUCACCAUGUUCUGUUCAAAGUGGACUAUAAGGCUUCAGCAGUGUUACUGCCCUGCUCUUGUAGCAUGCAAUAGUGAUUGCCACAUCCGUUGAAUGUACUCACAAAAACAGCAGAACUGGUACUAUUCUGGAAUACAGGAAUAUCCACAUGAUUAAACCAGAUUCCCUUCCAGUAAUUGAAAGUUAAGCUGCUGUUGUAUUUCAUGUCAGUUGUCCGCUUAUUCCAUUUUGCUGUAUUUUCAGAUUAACGUAAAUAAAAUUACAAUUAAGAUUUCCACC
Molecule: messenger RNA, 1091 nt
Organism: Meleagris gallopavo (turkey)
Lineage: Eukaryota; Metazoa; Chordata; Aves; Galliformes; Phasianidae
Biological process (GO): positive regulation of fat cell differentiation
Cellular component (GO): nucleus
Source: RefSeq, a predicted model, not a curated record